AUGCCCGGGCGUGUACUGGAUCAACCCAAGAAACGAGUCCUUACCGACGCAACCAACACCCACAAUGCUCUCAAGUCCCCUCCCUCGUCGAAGAAGAGGAAACUCAAUGGGCUCAACGGUAGUUUCAGUUCUUCUCAGGCCAACAAUGGUGGCGUCAGAUCCAAGCUGGCCUCCAGCCAGCCCAAGAGUGCUUUCGAGACUGAGGUCCUCGAGAAGAUGACCCAGGACAUCAUUGGCUUGAAGCAAAAUAACUCCGAGAAAGACCAGCAAUGGGAUAGACCUAGUCUUGAUGACUUCAAUCCCCAUAAAGAUGAGCUCUGCUUCCAGCAGAUUGAAGUCGAAGAAGGCACGCUUCACGGUGGCAAGAUGACAAUCAAGAUGUUUGGCGUGUCGGAGGAAGGACAUUCAAUUCUUCUCCACGUAACCGACUUUCUUCACUACCUAUAUGUCGCUGCUCCUGUCAAUUUCCAACAACAGGAUCUCAGCGGCUACAAAGCAUAUCUCGAAUCACAGCUUGCGAAUCACCAGCCCGUAAUUCAUUCGGUUCAGAUGGUGCUUCGUGAAAACGUCUAUGGAUUUCAAGGCAAUCAAAAGAGCCCCUACCUUAAGAUCACAGUCACAGAUCCAAAAUUCAUCAAUCGGUUACGCACUGCAAUCCAAGAUGGACACGCCAACUACAAAGGAAUGUGGAAGGGUGUUGAAAGCAAGAUUCUGACAUUCGACAGUAUUCAGUACGUUCUUCGCUUUAUGAUUGACACUGGAGUUACUGGAAUGUGCUGGGUUGGCGUCCCUGCUGGAAAGUAUCAUGUUCUACCACAGCAUGAUCGCCAAUCAAACUGCCAGAUUGAAGCGUACUGUCACUACAAGGAUCUCAUCUCACAUGGGCACGAUGGAGAGUGGGCUAAAAUGGCCCCACUUCGGAUAUUAUCCUUCGAUAUCGAAUGCGCUGGGAGAAAAGGUGUAUUCCCAGAAGCCGACAUGGAUCCAGUCAUUCAGAUUGCCAACGUCGUCACCAGAUAUGGAGAGUCCAAGCCCUUUGUUCGAAAUGUUUUCGUCCUCGACACUUGCAGUUUGAUCGUCAAUACCCAAAUCUACGAACAUGAUUCGGAGCCCAAAAUGCUGAUGGCUUGGAGAGAUUUUCUAGAAAAGGUUGACCCUGAUGUUAUCAUUGGCUACAAUAUUGCCAAAUUCGACUUCCCUUACUUGCUGGACAGAGCAAAGCACUUAAAGUUGCAGAAGUUCCCAUACUGGUCACGAAUAAAGAGCGCCGUUUCUCAUUCAACGGUGUCCAACUUUUCCAGCAAGCAGAUGGGGAAUCGUGACAGCAAAACAACAAAUACCCACGGCCGUCUUCAACUUGAUCUGUUACAGCUGGUACAAAGAGAUCACCAACUCAGAAGCUACACUCUCAACUCUGUGAGUGCGCACUUCCUGGGAGAGCAAAAAGAAGAUGUCCACCAUACCAUGAUCACCGAACUUUUCAAUGGUACUCCAGAUUCAAGACGUCGGUUAGCUGUGUAUUGCCUGAAGGACGCAUAUCUUCCACAGCGUCUCAUGGACAAGCUAAUGUGUCUCGUCAAUUAUACCGAAAUGGCUAGAGUCACAGGAGUUCCGUUCAAUUACCUACUUUCUCGUGGCCAACAAGUCAAAUUCAUCAGUCAGCUUUUCAGGAAAGCAUUGCAACAGCAACUAGUGAUACCAAACCUGAGCACGGAAUCCACCGAUGAACAAUAUGAAGGUGCCACAGUCAUUGAGCCGGUUCGGGGUUACUAUGAUGUACCUGUUGCCACUCUUGAUUUUGCCUCACUAUAUCCCUCCAUAAUCCAAGCCCAUAAUUUGUGCUAUACCACGCUUUUGAACAAGUCGAGCAUUGAAAAGCUCAAUCUGACGAAGGAUGAGGAUUAUAUUGUCACGCCUAAUGGGGACAUGUUUGCAACCGCAAAGGUUCGAAAGGGCUUGCUUUCACAGAUCCUGGAAGAAUUACUUUCGGCACGUAAACGAGCCAAGAAGGAGCUUGCCCUUGAAACAGAUCCGUUCAAGAAGGCAGUCCUCAACGGUCGUCAAUUAGCCUUGAAGAUUUCUGCAAAUUCAGUCUAUGGUCUCACAGGCGCUACAGUAGGCAAGCUACCAUGCCUUCCAGUAGCCUCAAGUACAACAGCUUAUGGCCGACAAAUGAUUGAGAAAACAAAAUUUGAAGUUGAGCAAAAGUACACAAUAGCCAAUGGAUAUUCACAUGACGCCCAGGUCAUUUACGGAGAUACCGAUUCGGUCAUGGUCAAAUUUGGAGAGAAGGAUCUGGCCAAGACCAUGGAGCUUGGACAAGAAGCUGCCGAUUUUGUCUCAUCCAAGUUUGUCAACCCUAUCAAACUGGAGUUCGAAAAGGUGUAUUUCCCAUAUCUCCUGAUCAACAAGAAGCGCUAUGCCGGACUCUACUGGACCAAUCCUACCAAGUUCGACAAGAUGGAUACCAAAGGUAUUGAGACUGUCCGACGAGACAACUGUCGACUCGUACAGAUAGUUAUCGAAACGGUCCUGAAGAAGAUUUUGAUGGACCGAGACAUUGAUGGUGCUCAAGACUAUGUCAAGGAGACCAUCUCCAAACUAGUCCAGAAUAAGAUCGACCUCUCCAUGCUAAUUAUUACAAAGGCCUUGUCAAAGACAGAAUAUGACGGCAAGCAAGCUCACGUCGAACUGGCUAAGCGUAUGAUGAAACGGGAUGCGGGUUCUGCACCGGCUCUAGGGGAUCGAGUACCAUAUGUCAUCAUCAAAGGGUCUGCGUCCAGCAAAAAUUAUGAGAAGUCCGAGGAUCCAAUGUUCGUCCUGGAGAACAACGUACCUAUCGAUACCAAGUAUUACUUGGAUAACCAGCUGUCAAAUCCUCUGGGACGAAUUUUCGAACCCAUUCUCGGCGAAAAACGUGCGAACUCACUCCUCAAUGGAGAUCAUACCCGUUCCAUCUCCGUAGCAGCUCCAACAUUGGGUGGAUUGAUGAAAUUCACCAAGAAGACUGAAACUUGCAUGGGUUGCAAGAAACCACUUGUUGGAGCAGAGGAGUCCAAGGGCGCAGUCUGCAAGGACUGCAGACCGAGGAUCGGAGAACUAUAUACUAAGCAUGUCAAGAGGACUGGAGAGCUCGAAGUGCGAUUUAAUCGACUGUGGACACAAUGCCAGAGAUGCCAAGGAAGUAUGCAUUCGGAGGUAUUGUGUUCCUCGAGGGAUUGUCCGAUUUUCUACAUGCGAAUGAAGGCCAGAAAGGAGGUCGAAGAGGCAGGGCGUGAGUUGAGCAGAUUUGAUCAUGAUGCAGGUGCAAUUUGGUAG
Molecule: messenger RNA, 3318 nt
Organism: Exophiala aquamarina CBS 119918
Lineage: Eukaryota; Fungi; Ascomycota; Eurotiomycetes; Chaetothyriales; Herpotrichiellaceae
Product: DNA polymerase delta subunit 1
Exons: 2
Coding region: 1-3318 (1105 amino acids)
Biological process (GO): DNA-templated DNA replication; base-excision repair, gap-filling; nucleotide-excision repair, DNA gap filling
Cellular component (GO): delta DNA polymerase complex
Molecular function (GO): 3'-5'-DNA exonuclease activity; DNA-directed DNA polymerase activity; nucleotide binding
Source: RefSeq, a predicted model, not a curated record